CUGUUAAUAAUCGAUUAAUAAUCUUAAUCAUUAAUAAUUUGAUUAAAGUAUUUUCAUAACUUGAUUAACUGAUUAAAUUAAGAUUAAAUGCUAUUUCCUUUUUAAUUAAUGAUUAAAAUUAAAUUUAAUCAAAAUUUAAUCAUGAUUAAAGGGAAUUAAUUUAGUUUUAAGAAUUAUUUUACAGAUUAAAAAAAUUUAAUCAAAAAUUUAGUUUGAUUAAAAAUUUUGAUUAAUUUGGAUUAAAGUGGAUUAAAUGCCAAUUAAUAUUGCAUUAAUUAAAAAAUAAUAAUUUACUAAAUUAUUUCAUGUGUUAUUAUAUUUUAUAUUAUGAGUCUAAGCAAUAUUAAUAAUAUUUAGCAACUCUACUGUUGUUUGUUUACUAGUAGUAAACAUAUGUUCGCCAAUGGAUAUUGCUUAUUUAUACACGUGUGCUUGCGAGUGUUUUUUUUUGUUUUGUUUUUUGUUUUGUUGAGGAAACGCAUUUUGUAUUAAGUCUUGUUUGAUUGUUUAAAGACAUUUUAUCAUCGACUGUUGACUUUCUUAAUUAAGUGUGAGUAUUUUUAUAAGAAUUAUAAAAACAGUAUACAAUGAAAUGAACAACUGAAGAAAGUAUAACCUAACAUUUCGCAUAUGCAGACACAAUGGAUGAUGAGGAACUGUUUAGUGGUGAUGACUUCUCAAGUGACGACAUUUUUAAGGAUGUUACUUAUACCCCCCCUAGGAAAACUUCGAAGCGUAAAGUAUUUGAAGAUGGUCCGCCUGUGAAGAAAGCUUGUAUAGAAGCCGCGUACUUGAAUAAGACAAUUUUCCAUUUGGAAGAGAUUAAUGCAGACGAGGAAACGACAACUUCACAGAGCUUGGGCUAUAGUAAAGUAGAGCUUGAAAGCAUUAUCAGGGAGCAGUUGUACUCAUAUCUUGCGGACGCAAUAAAAAAUUGCGCAGUAUGGCAGAAGUAUGACUUGUUAAAACAAGCUUCGCUCUAUUUUAAUACGCCUCUGACAUCCUCAGCGCCUGUGGAGAGAUUGUUCUCUUUCGCAGGAAUUAUCAUAGCGCCAGAAGAAAUGCUUUGAAGGAUUUUUCAUUUGAAAAAUUAGUAUUGUUAAAAGCAAAUAAUUGAAUCUUUUUUAUCUUUAUGGUUGAAAUUAUUAAAAUAUUGUUAAAUUUAUUUGUUUAAAUUUUUGUUGAAUUAUUGUAAUGACUAUAUUUUGUUAUUAUUUAUUUAUUUAUGGUAUUAUUAAAUUCACCAUAUGAUUUAUAAAUAACAAUAAAUUUAAAAAUUAAUGGAAUAUUAAUUGCCUUUUAAUCCACUUUAAUCCAAAUUAAUCAAAAUUUUUAAUCUAACUAAGUUUUUGAUUAAAUUUUUUUAAUCUGUAAAUAAAUUUUUCAAACUAAAUUAAUUCCCUUUAAUCAUGAUUAAAUUUUGAUUAAAUUAAUUUUCAAUCAUUAAUUAAUCAACGAAUGGCGAAAAAAAUUAAUAAUCGAAUUAAUUAAAAAAAUAUAUUAAUUCAAUUGAUUAUUAAUUUUAAUCCCUUUUUAACAGCUC
Molecule: messenger RNA, 1543 nt
Organism: Bactrocera dorsalis (oriental fruit fly)
Lineage: Eukaryota; Metazoa; Arthropoda; Insecta; Diptera; Tephritidae
Exons: 2
Coding region: 642-1070 (142 amino acids)
Source: RefSeq, a predicted model, not a curated record